Molecule: messenger RNA, 1769 nt
Organism: Arabidopsis lyrata subsp. lyrata
Lineage: Eukaryota; Viridiplantae; Streptophyta; Magnoliopsida; Brassicales; Brassicaceae
Product: AT-hook motif nuclear-localized protein 18
Exons: 1
Coding region: 840-1670 (276 amino acids)
Biological process (GO): vegetative to reproductive phase transition of meristem
Cellular component (GO): nucleus
Molecular function (GO): minor groove of adenine-thymine-rich DNA binding; DNA-binding transcription factor activity
Source: RefSeq, a predicted model, not a curated record
UAAGGUUUUUGGUAUUAUAAGGGAUUAGCAUUUCAAUUAUACAUGCACAUAUUUAUAGGUCGGAUUCUGACAUAAAUUUACAAUGACAAAGACUACAAAUCGAUAAAUCAAUGAGUAUAGACAGAAAGAUAUGUCUUAUUUUCUUCUACUAAUUAAAAUAGCCAAAAGGGACUUAAUGUAGUGUAUAGAAUGGUAAAUUAUGAGUAGUUAAAUAUCCCACAAGACACGGUCUAACUCGUUGUGUUUUGUAAUCUGACUUCAUUAGUGUUGUUUGGAUCCCAAUCCAAUUCCCCAUGUCCGGCACAUGCUUGCCUUUCACAGUUUCACGCGCAUUCAAAUCUUUCCUUUUUUCAUAAAUUUCCCCAUCACGGUUAACGGUAAUUCGUUGGUGUAUCUUUUCAAUAAACACCUGUUUGUUUGUUAUAUUGCUUCGUAUUUUCACUUUUUUAUUCAACUCUUUGUUUUCCUUGAACUUCACACUUCAAAAGACCAAAACUAGUGGAACCCAAAUUCCGCACCAUGGGGGCAUGCUCUUGUGUUAUUGCCAAAACAGAACCCAUCAUCCUUCUGAUUUUUUUACCUUAAGCCACAACCUAAACCCUAAACCUCCAUAUCUCAAACCCUCCUCUCUCCUACAAGUAUCACUACUUCACUUCCACUUUUCAUUGAUCUCAUCUUCUAAGCCCUAACUAUAUGUAUAUAUAAAUAACUCUAUCUUUGAUUCAUUUUAACUUCUUUCAAAUCUAAUCAACCUAGCUGAAAGCCUUCUUUUUCCCUAUCUUGACGACUAACUUUUAGCGAAUCAGAAGAGGAACUUAGUUUGUUUUUUUAAAGAAGAAAUGGAUGAGGUCUCUCGUUCUCAUCCACCGCAUUUUUUAUCAAGUGAUCUUCAUCACUAUCACCAUCAAAACGCUGGACUAAAACGCGACAGAGAAGAAGACGAUGUUGAACCCAACAACGACUACUCUAAUUCCUCCGGCAAAGACCAAGACACUACUCCUUCAGAAGGAGGGAAUAUCAAGAAGAGGAGACCACGUGGAAGACCCGCAGGUUCCAAAAACAAACCCAAAGCACCGAUCAUAGUCACUCGCGACUCUGCGAACGCCUUCAGAUGCCACGUCAUGGAGAUAACCAACGGCUGCGAUGUAAUGGAAAGCUUAGCCGUCUUCGCUAGACGCCGUCAGCGUGGCGUUUGCGUCUUGACUGGAAACGGCGCCGUUACAAACGUCACUGUUAGACAACCCGGCGGAGGCGUCGUUAGUUUACACGGACGGUUCGAGAUUCUCUCUCUCUCGGGCUCGUUUCUUCCUCCACCGGCUCCACCGGCUGCGACUGGUUUAACGGUUUACUUAGCCGGUGGUCAAGGUCAAGUGAUCGGAGGCAGUUUGGUGGGACCGCUUAUGGCUUCAGGUCCGGUGGUGAUUAUGGCAGCUUCGUUUGGAAACGCAGCUUACGAGAGGCUGCAACUAGAGGAGGAGGAAACUGAUAGAGAAAUAGAUGGAAACGCCAGUAUGGCGGUUGGAACGCAAACGCAGAAACAGUUAAUGCAUGAUGCGACAUCGUUUGUACAAGGGUCACCGUCGAAUUUAAUCAACUCUGUUUCGUUGCCAAGUGAAGCUUAUUGGGGAACGCAACGACCGUCUUUCCAAGAUAAUAUCCUUAUAAUAUAAUUUUCGUUUUCUUAUUUUUAUUUUUACUUCUAAAUUUUCUAAAGAUUUUCCUAGGUUUUGAUUCUAAUGUUUGAUCAAUGCCUGAAAGGUUUUGGAAGA